GCCAUCCUCCAAGCCGCUUGCCUGCGGCUGUCCUAGAGAUUCGCCCUCCAGAGGUUGCGUUGGAAGACACUACGGCUCUUACACGCAGUAUUCAACCGCAUCCUAGUCUUCUCCCCCCCGUCCCCUUCCCCCCUUAUCCCUCGGAGCUCUACAGCUUCACUUCAUACCCACCACCGCUCCUACCGACCCCAUUGCGGCCCCCUCCCCCUUCCCUCGCCCCCGUCUCCAUUCUGACUUCCCCGGUGGCCCCAGCAGGCUAACCCGUAUGACCUUAGCUAUAUAGAUAGACUGUAGGGGCUGUAGCAAAAAGAAACAGCUUCACGCAAAUACCUUGGAGCAUCAAAUCUGACGACCGGAUCGUAUACGCCUCCCCUGGUCUUCAACUGAGCUGAGGCGGCCAAAGUUUAGAAUUGAUCUCAAAGGCCUUUGCCAAUUUACGUUAAUACGCCCCAUCCCGGAAGCUUACGCUUCUCCCCCGGAGAGAGAAACUGCAAAUUCGACGAUGGACUUGUUCACGCAAAUGACGGGGUUUCCACACCCGAACCUCGAAUUCUUAUCAUCACCCAGGUUCUGGUGGUGCACGUUCUGGAUCUUGUGGGUCCAUCGUUAUCUACGUUUAAUUGUCCACACUUUCAGUCACUGGUUUUAUAAGUCAAAGCCCAUCCCUGCCAAGCCAGCUUUUACCGCACAGGACGUGACGGUCAUAAUUCCCACAAUUCAUAAUGCCUUCGACGAGCUCCGCCCUUCGCUAGAGAGCAUCUUGGCAUGCCAUCCCCGUGAAUUAAUCCUGGUGACGACGGUGGACAAGCUGACUGCGCUGGAGAAGCUCGCGAGCACGCUCUCGACACCGGACGUCGUCCGCGUGCUGUUCACGGCCAUCGCGAACAAGCGGCUCCAGGUGUGCGAGGCCCUACCCAAUGUGAUGACGAAAAUCACGAUCAUGGCGGACGACGACGUUACCUGGCCGUCCACGCUCAUCCCGUGGAUCCUGGCCCCCUUUGAGGACCCGAAGAUCGGGGGCGUUGGGACCUGCCAGCGUGUGCGGCGGGAGAGGAACGGAUCCUGGUCGACGUGCAUCUUCAACUGGCUCGGAGCGGCGUACAUUGAGCGGCGAAAUUUCGAGAUCUCAGCCACACACAACAUUGACGGUGGGACAUCCUGCAUGUCUGGACGGACCGGCGCUUACCGAUCGGAAAUUCUCUCGAGCCACGACUUUCUCGAAGGCUUCAAGACGGAGCGGUGGCGCGAUUUCAUCCUAAACGCCGACGACGACAACUUCGUGACCCGCUGGCUCGUGAGCCACCAGUGGAAGACGUGGGUCCAGUACGAGCGCGAGUGCGAGAUCGAGACUACGCUCGAGAACGGCCUCAAAUUCCUCUACCAGUGCUCCCGAUGGGCCCGAAGUAACUGGAGAAGCAACUGGACAAGCCUGUGCCGCGAGAAAUAUGUGUUUACUCAACAGCCGUGGAGCACCUACGCGCUUCAUAUUGCGACCUUCACUUCCCUGGCCUUCCUCGUGGAUCCCCUCCUCGUCCUCUCGCUCUGGUGGGGAAGCGAGGGCUGGGACAUGGAUCUCCGCCGCCGCUGGUUCUGGGCUCAGAUCAUCUUCAUGUUCGCCUACACUAAGGUUGUCAAGCUCAUCGGCCUGUUCCGACGACACCCAAGCGAUGUCAUCUUCCUGCCCGUCUCCAUCAUCUUCGGCUACUUCCACGGGUUGAUCAAGCUCUACGCGCUUGUGACCUUGAACAUGACCUCGUGGGGAAGUCGACCUGACGGUGAUGCUAACGACGCUUUGCGGAUGGCCCGCCGCCCUAAGAGGAGCGAUAGUGUCGCCACACCUCGGCCUCGGCCGGACGAUCUCGAGCGUGUAAUGAACGUGAUAAGCCACCGUUCGCGAAACGCCCAAACGGUCCUCCCCGAGAAAGACGUACGACACGACAGGGACUUUCCACACAUCGCCAUAGUAAAGAGCUAGGAGCGCGCGUGCGCGCGUGUACGAAGAGAGAGAAGGGGGGGGAAGGGGGUGUGGAGAAAGAGGAAGAGCAGAUGGGGGUGUCUCAUGCUCCGCUGCAGUUUUAUUAUUCGGCUACCUGGGACGGAUGACUUGGGGCUCACAGCAGCACGAAAAUGGUUACGCAUUUUACGAUUUGAUGAACGCGAGGUGUCUACGGUUCGUUUUUUUUUACGCCGGAUGGUUUAUCGGAAGAGGUCAAAACGGUACUCUCCAUCCUACGGUAUACAACGCCGCCGCCACACGAAAGAAAAAAAAAACGUGGAUGGAGGUCGGACCCAUGAUGGCUUUCAGCCUAUAAGACGGGGAAGUCUUCUUUUUAGGUCUUGGGGCGGUUAGAUAUAAUCUACAACCCAGACAAAAAAGAAAGGGAAGAAACCCCUGCCCCGCCCCCCAAAAAAAACACAAAAAGGAGAGAUAGGAAGA
Molecule: messenger RNA, 2437 nt
Organism: Durotheca rogersii
Lineage: Eukaryota; Fungi; Ascomycota; Sordariomycetes; Xylariales; Xylariaceae
Product: glycosyltransferase family 2 protein
Exons: 4
Coding region: 503-1975 (490 amino acids)
Source: RefSeq, a predicted model, not a curated record